Messenger RNA from Paramecium octaurelia, 2412 nucleotides. The record is from the annotation of a GenBank genome assembly. NCBI's taxonomy places the organism in Eukaryota, Ciliophora, Oligohymenophorea, Peniculida, Parameciidae.
AUGCUAAAUUAAGUAUUGUAGGUGAUCGGAGUCACCCAAAAUGAAGAAUAGCAAAUGGAAGCCAUCUAUAAUGAUUUUCAGAGACCUCCCAAAAUAGACAUUGCAUUGAUGCAUGCUGCUGCAACCAAAUUUGCUAAAACUGAUCCUAAUAUUGAUCUGGACAAAACCAAUGUUUGUCCAUGUUGUGGAUUGCCCACCGUAAUAGAAGAACUACCUCUAUGUUCAUCUCGAAAAGAAUUCAGUUUCAAUGGUUCUGGAAUUGCAUUAUAUUUUGAUUUCCUUGUCUUCUCCGGUGUCAUUAUAUUUUAGUAUAUGUACAAUAUUGCAAUUAAUGCAGAGCUAUAAGUUGUGGAUACAACAUAUACAUCAACAUGCAAGGACAUAGGUGUGAUAACCUAGACGAUAGUAGAACCGACAAAUGCUAGUUAAAUUUUUUCAACGAAUUUUCUCUUACCAAUGAUGAUGGGUAACUGUUUCUCACUACUUCUAGAUAGUUGGACAAUAUCCGAAGCCUUUUGAAUUUCAUCUCUCUCAUUUGCAUCCUAUUUACUACUCUACUUUAUAGGAGACACAUCAAUAAAAUAGCAAUGGAAUUGGAUGACGCAGCCAUCUUGGCAUCUGAUUAUUCGAUCUUUGUAGAAAACAUUCCUAGGGAUGCAAAGGAAAAUGAGUUGAACUCCUAUUUUACACAAACCUUCUAAAAUGAAACUGUGGAAUUGAGGAAACUAUGCAUAGCAUAUGAAAUACAACCUUAUCUUAAAUUGAAUAAGCAGAAAUAACUUAAGGAAUCAGUACUGACAAAAGUCCUAGAAUUAGAAGCCGAGGGCAAGUCAAUUCCUAAGUCUAUCCCGUCAAGACUGCAAUUAGAAUCAGAAAUAAGUACAAUAUCUAAAGAAUUGGAUUACAUGGAAGAUCAUAAAGAAAAAAUAUUUGAUUUUAGUGGUGUUUGUGUUAUCUCCUACAAUUAUGAGAGAUAGGCCGAUAAUGUUUGUAAGACAUUUAAAUGUACUAAAUUUUAAAUUCUACUUGAAUAAAUGGGAUUUGAAUAAAAACAUUAUCAGAAGUAUCGCAACAACAGUCUAUAUGUGAAAAAGGCACCUGAACCUGGAGAUAUCAUUUGGGGCAAUCUUGGCAUUACGAUUAGGGAAUAAUAUAAAAGAACCCUAGUAACCAAUGGAAUGACCUUAUUCCUACUUAUCUUGGGAUUCGGAUGUCUCUUUGGAUUAUCUUAUAUUUAAUCCAUUAUCAACAACUACACCGAAGAAGGAUCUUUAAUUGAUUCAAUCAUUGCCAACAUUAUCGGAAUUGCUUCAUCAAUUCUCAUUUCAGUCAUCAAUAGUGUACUUGCAAAAAUGAUUAUUAAAUUUGUUGAACUCGAACACCAAGCUACUAGAACUGACUACAAUGUAAGUGUAGCAUACAAAAUGGGAGUAGCUCAAUUUCUUAAUACUGCCAUUCUCACUUUAAUUAUAAAUCUUGUGAUAAAGGAUAAAUCUGUGACUCUAAAUCAAGCCAUUUGGUAAAUUGGAGGUCUUAACUCUGAUAUCAUGUUGAUUUUCAUUACCAAUUCCAUAGUCCCAUGGUUCACUCUCUUGUUUGAUGUCAAUUAUUUUUACAAAUUGUAUGUUAGAAACAAAAUUUUAAAAUAAGGAUCCAAUUGUAAAUACACUUAAAAUGAAGCAAACCAGUAUUUUAUUUAUCAUAAUACAAGAGCUUUUGAAGGUCCAACAAUCGACUUAUCAUAAAAAUAUGCUCAGCUAUCCAAAACUCUGAUGUUAGCAUUUCUCUAUGCAUCUUUGUUACCUCUUGGUGUAUGUUUUACCUUUGGAUCUAUAGUUUGUAUUUAUUGGACUGAGAAAUUUCUACUAUUAAGAAGAGACUCUAAACCUGCACCAACAGGGAGUGCUAUGGCAGAGGCUAUGAUAGAUUUUUAUAUAGAAUUAAUACUAAUGAUUUUUUCGGUAAUAGAUCCAUGAUAUUCAAUAUAUAGUUAGGCUGUACAUUUUGGGAAUGGAUUAAUUAUGGUGAAGUGCAUAUCCUUACUUGGGUGUAAUUGGGACUUUCCACUUUGCAUUAUUUAGUGCCAAUUCAAUCGAUUUGUGGAUGCAUUGUGGAAUUAGGAAUUGAUAAUGCUACUGUUGAAUCAUAUGAUGAGAAAUUUCUGACUUUCUAUGAUGAUUAUGAUCGUCGGAAUCCUGUAACGGCUGAUGCAGCUAAAGAAAAAUGGAUCAAAAUCUAAUCAGAGACAAUACAAACAGCGCAGCAGAGUUCAAAAAAGUAUCUGAUCUUUUAAUUCCUAGUCUUACCAUCAAAACUUAUCAUCAAAUCAAUCAUACUAGUAUAGGAAGCAUAAAAGUGUACCCAAUAGAAAGUAGAGAUAGCAGAGAUGAAUUGCAACAAUUAAAGAUCUGA